AUGGCUACUGGUGUUUAUACUCAAUGUGUAUGGUUCUUUAUGUUUGAAUAUAUGCUACAUUGGCCUCUCAACCCUGAAGGACAUCCACCAAACAAAAGGACCACAAUCAGCCACAGGACAACUACCAUCCACAGGACAACUUCUGGCAGGAGGGGUUUGAGCAGGGAGGGUUUGAGCAGGGAGGGUCUAAGCAGCAGGGAUUCCAGCUGCUGCCUCAAGACCAACCACACAAAGGCAACGAUGCUCAACCCAUGCAUCAAGAACUCGACCUCCAUGGCCACGGCAUGCAAUGACAUAUGUGCUGGGACCUCAAGGAUGCUGGUCAUCGGCAUCACAAUUCCUCACAAGAGGAAAUCUGAACGUGGGGAGUUUACUCAAGGGAUCAUCCAUGAACUACGUACAUCGCAAACUGUUGGCUGGCUUGGAAUGUGUCUGGUCAACCAGCACCUACCUCCAAUGCCAGCAUUGGUGCCUGCACCAGCACCUGCACCUGUACCUCAACCAGCACUACCCCCACCACCUGAAACCACUGCACAAGUGCCAAAUGUGUCUAACAAUGAGGGACGGACACUGUGUCGCCAACAUGAAAACAAACGAGUGGCUGUCUUAGACAAAGCCCUCAAGAAGGCACACAUUUCUAUCAUUGGUCAAGUUCAAUAUAAACCAUUCAAAAAAAAGUCCGUUCAUGAAGAGCUCAUGACAUGUAUGUUGAAUGUACAGCAGUACCUGCUGCUGGAGGCUGAUCAUUUUGUCGAGAUGAUUGUCGACGUCAUCUGGCAGAAAGGACUCUAUGAUGUGAUUGCCCUUGCUGGGGCUGCAUUGCAGAAUGCGCUGAAAGCUUACCAGAUGGGCAGGUUCAAGUCCGUUGAUGCUUUGGCAGAACAAUUCUAUGAUACAUACAAGGUGAUCCUGGUGCUGAUUGACAGCAUUCAAGCAGAUCCUGCUCUGAAAGUAAGCUCCGGCUUACUGCCGGUUUUAGCUGUGACCAGAGCCAUGAAUAGCUGA
Molecule: messenger RNA, 1005 nt
Organism: Suillus discolor
Lineage: Eukaryota; Fungi; Basidiomycota; Agaricomycetes; Boletales; Suillaceae
Exons: 10
Coding region: 1-1005 (334 amino acids)
Source: RefSeq, a predicted model, not a curated record